AUGGCCGACACCACGGCCACAAGCGCCCGCACGCUCGAGCAGAUCGACCACAGCGUCUCCGAGUCGCUCAGUGCAAUUCACGCGCUGGACGCGCAGGUGCAGCAGGAGAGCCCCGACAACGCUGCGAUCCGCGACGGAAUCGCUCGGCUCGUGAACUGCAUGGAGGGCCUGCGCUCAGUGUCGUGCCCGGCAGAUCUGCGACUGCCAAUGCGGCUCGUGGAGGAGUUUGUCGACGCGGACCGCAGUCCCGACGACUUCACUGUCGCCAUGCGCAAGCUCGUGGAGGCGGUCGAGGCGGGCGGGCGAGCGAAGAGCGAUGCCCUCGCGAGCCUCGCCGCGCAGGUGGAGGCGGCAGGAGCGGACGCGGCGUCGUCCAGCAGUGGGGCGGACAGAUGA
This is a messenger RNA of Emiliania huxleyi CCMP1516, 396 nucleotides long. RefSeq lists its product as hypothetical. Gene Ontology annotation, molecular function: transcription coregulator activity. Gene Ontology annotation, cellular component: mediator complex. Lineage: Eukaryota; Haptophyta; Isochrysidales; Noelaerhabdaceae. The record is from RefSeq and is a predicted model, not a curated record. Bases 1 to 396 code for a protein of 131 amino acids. Gene Ontology annotation, biological process: regulation of transcription by RNA polymerase II. The transcript has 2 exons.